This is a messenger RNA of Schistosoma haematobium, 1858 nucleotides long. Its product is annotated as Diphthamide biosynthesis protein 1, variant 2. Gene Ontology annotation, biological process: protein histidyl modification to diphthamide. The record is from RefSeq and is a predicted model, not a curated record. The transcript has 4 exons. Gene Ontology annotation, molecular function: 2-(3-amino-3-carboxypropyl)histidine synthase activity. Bases 677 to 1336 code for a protein of 219 amino acids. Lineage: Eukaryota; Metazoa; Platyhelminthes; Trematoda; Strigeidida; Schistosomatidae.
UAUAUCGUUUACGCUGUAAAGUAUCCAGCUACUUAAGAUGUAUAGUGCUAGCAAGUGGAUAUUUAACUCAUUUAACAAGUAUAGUUCUAUUCACUUGUCUUUUAGUGAGUUGCUUUUUUUUACAAUUUAACUGGAAAAUAAAUAGGUUCUCUUUAAAUUGAAGGAGUUAUUUAUAUGUUGCAGCGGCGAUAGUCGAUUACAGAGAGCCGUAGCAACAUGUAUAUUCCAUAAUCACAGAAUGUUUUUUGCACAAAUAGUUUGCAUUACCUGCAUGUGGGCACAACCAUUAGAUCCAAUCAGUCCACAGAUACAGUCCAACGAGCCAUAGAAAGAAAAUACAACAUGCAAUUAAGUGCGUUUUUUUGUUGUCUUGUUUGAAGUUUUCAUUUUUUGCUCACACAGACGAUAAGCCACUCACAAUCACAAUAUAAAUAUAUAGCUUAUAAUCUCGUAUAAUUGUGGAAUAUCAUAUACUUUCUGAACAUUUUUCUACUAAAUACUACACAAAUAAUAUUCCACUUGUAUUUAAAUGUACCCUAUAUUUGAAAUUACAGAUGCCAACUAAACGUAUUCUCCCAUGGAAAAUACCAGACUGGCUUCUAGACGAUCCUUUAUUAAAUAAAUCUAUAUCAGAAUAUUUACCAGUUCACUAUAAUUUUGAGAUCCAUAAAACCAUAUGGCGUAUACAUUGUCUUCGAGCCAGGCGGAUUGCUUUACAAAUGCCAGAAGAUACGUAUUUGUUGAUAUUCAGAUCGAUAUCGUCCAUCUCAUAGAUAGUGUAAAGGCUAACUUUGAGAAGUCUUCCCGUUUAGCCCUUGUUUCUACAAUACAAUUUGUUACUAGUUUGCAGACUGCUAAACAACCAUUAUUAGAAGCCGGCUACUCAGUUACCAUCCCUCAGUGCCUUCCUUUAUCGCCUGGUGAAAUACUUGGAUGUACAUCUCCUAAAGUAGAAGGUGUUGAUGCCUUAAUCUACGUGGGUGAUGGUCGCUUUCAUCUUGAAUCUAUUAUGAUAUCUAAUCCGUUGUUAGCUGCUUAUCGUUAUGAUCCCUACAAUAAGUCAUUUACGCGUGAAUACUAUGAUCAUAAAGUAAUGCGUAAACAUAGAAAAAAAGCUGUUGAUACCGCAAGAAAUGCUGUCAAUUUUGGGAUAAUAUUGGGUACACUCGGAAAACAAGGGUCAUCAACCGUUGUGAAACAACUUCAGACAGAAUUGGAAAAAUCAGGAAAGACUUACAUUAUACUAUUGCUGUCUGAAAUAAUUCCAAGUAAAUUAGCGCUUUUCGAUGAACAAGUAGACGUCUGGAUUCAGGUAUCCUUAACUUUUCGGUUUUAGGCUUCAAUUCAUAUAUGCGUAUGACAAUUUUUAAGUGCCGUAAGCGUUAAAAUGACCUGAUUUUAUGGUUGAAGUACUUUUAAUGGUCUUGGAAAUUAGAAACGCGAUUUACUAUAACCACUUAAGAUGUACUCCAAUAAUAAAUUGUCUAGUUCGUGCUAAACUUCUUCAGCUUUAUCAAUGGGCGACAUAAUAUGUUUGAUGUCUUGUAAGCCACUCCAUUCGAUUAUGGACGUUUCGUCAUCAGAAUUGACUUCGUUAUGAACUCGUUAUUUCCAUCUACAAAUACACUUGCUAAAAGAACCUCAACUCAACCACUCAGAAUAGUCGAACUAAUCCGCCAAACGACUGCUAUAAAGACAAAAACGACAGUAAAUGACUUAAUGGAUCGAUGUUACAAUUAGUCUAGCGCAUCCAUACGUUAUUUAGACCUGCUCCUCUCCUAUCCAGCUUAGCAUUUCGGUGGCUGGACAUACGUAGCAAAGUUGUAAACAGUCAAGUCGGCAAAGAUUCACAGUCUGA